Messenger RNA from Trachymyrmex septentrionalis, 779 nucleotides. Its product is annotated as probable ATP-dependent helicase PF08_0048. The record is from RefSeq and is a predicted model, not a curated record. The coding region runs from base 120 to 779 and encodes 219 amino acids. NCBI's taxonomy places the organism in Eukaryota, Metazoa, Arthropoda, Insecta, Hymenoptera, Formicidae. The transcript is spliced from 5 exons.
AUAUUUUUCAGAAAUUUACACAUGAGUUGGUUUUAUACUCGAAGUAGAAGAAUAUAACUUUAUAGAGAAUUAAUAUAUUCGCGCACUAAAUAUAAAUCGUGUUGCGAUUGAUAGUGACAAUGCGGGCGUUGUAUACGUUAUUAAUUUUGAUAGCUAUCGAAGGCGUUUUUGAAAGAGCAUUUAUCGAAGCAAAACCAUAUGAAGUUAAAAGAGAUGGGAAUCCUUCCUCUGGCAGAAAUCUUAAAAAUAACUUACUAAACAAUAUAGAAGAAAACGAUUAUUACAACAUCAAACGUAACUAUGAUGACAACAAUCACAAAACUUACCCUCGUUGCAACAACUACGCUAACAAUAAUGAUGACGAUGACGGUGAUGAUGACGACAUUACCACUAACGACAAUCCUACUACUGACAGUGACGACAUCGACGAUGAUGACGACAUUGUCGACAUUGAUGAUAUUGACGACAUUGGCAAUUAUAAAAACCAUGAUUUUUUGUCUGGCAGAGAUCCUAAAAAUAACUUACAAAAUAAUAUAGAAGAAAAUGAUAACAACAACAACAAACUCGAUCACCAUAUGAAAGACAAGGAAGACGACGAUGAGGAUAACGAUGACGACGACGAGGAUGACGACAAUUUUUUUUUAGAACUUAUAACAAUGAUCUACGAUUAUUUGUUGGAUUUUAUAAGAAGCUGGCUCUGUAAACUACCUCUAAUAAACUUUAUAUGUGACGACAUAUAUAUAUCAAAAGUAAGGCGAGAUUUUAUUACUAAAUUUUGA